CAAUUCGACUCCGCCCGCCCUCCCACACUUUUCUCUUACCUCAGAUAGUCACCUGCAAAAUUCUUCAUCCCUUUGCUCCAGAAAAUAUAAAAAAACCACCUUCUUUCUCAGCUACCUAUCACCGGCAAGGGGCGGCAACCGCCGAAUUCCGACUGCAAGUAGCGACAAUUAAACCACAAUCGCCCAAUCCGACACUCCCUCUUCCCGUCAGAAAUCGAGCUCUAAUGUUCAAUUCUUCAAUACCAUCACUCGAUUUUAAGAAUUUAGGGUUUUUCCAUUUAAACCCUAGAUCUGAAAUACACUGGAUUUUCUUUGCACAGAAUUGAGGUUACACCUUUAUUCCUCGACUAAAUUCAGUUCAAACUCCCGGAAAUCUUGAAUUCGUAGAAAUUAAUCCACAAUUUGUCGAAAGCUAUGAAGAGCAGGUCGAAUCGCCACCCGACAUCCGACCCGCCGGAUGACUGGGUAGACGGUUCAUGGACAGUGGAUUGUAUUUGCGGCGUCAAUUUCGACGACGGCGAGGAGAUGGUGAAUUGCGACGAGUGUGCCGUCUGGGUCCACACUCGUUGCGUUCGUUUCGUUAAAGGAGAGAAAUCAUUCGCUUGCGACAAGUGCAAGAGUAAAGAUAACAGGAACGAUGAUAGCGAAGAGACGGAGGUUGCUCAAUUGCUUGUUGAGCUGCCCACCAAAACAAUCAAGAUGAGUAGUGGCAAUAACCAUAGUAUCAGGAAUAAUAGCAACGAUGCGUUUACUUUUAGCAAUUAUCCUCCACCUCCUCCUCUUCCGCCUCGGCGGCCGCCACACCGGCUGUGGGUGAACAGACCCAUGGAAGAAAGGGUACAUGUACAAGGUGUUCCAGGUGAGGGUGAUGUUCCUACUCUUUUUCAAGGGUCACCGACCGUUUUCGGGUCGAAGUUGUGGAAGUGUUCUGGCUAUGUACCUAAGAAGUUCAAUUUUAAGUAUAGGGAGUUCCCCUGUUGGGAGACAGAGGAGGAUGUUGAUGAUGAGGCAAAGGCGGACCAAAGCCCUGAAAAUGUAAUUGAUAAAGGGGCUGGGGUUUUGUUCUCUUUGUCUAAAGAGAAUGUGAUGCUUAACAUGAGGGGUGGUCAAUCUAAAGGUGGUGCUUUUGAUGGGAAAGCUUUCAAGGAUAGGAAAUGGGAUAAUGGGGGUUCGAAGAAGUUAAGUUCACCUGGUUUGUCGAAGAAAGAAAAGGGUAUGGGUCGGUCAAUUGUGCUUCAUUGUAGUAAGAGGAGUAGGGAAGAAUUAGGGUUAUCUAAGGAUCGCAGUGGGAAGAAGAAAAUUAAAGGUAGUCUUAAAGAACAGGAUGGGAAGAAGGAGAAAGGUCAUGGUUUUAAAUCAGUUGUCAUACAUUCAAGUAGUGCUAGGCAAGCUGAAGUGUGUGAAAGCAAAGGCCACAAGGUAGAACCAAAUGCUCACCUAGCUGAGGGUAGUAACAUAGAAAAACCCAAGAGAAAUACAGCUACUGAUGAGGGAAAUUUGGUACUUAGGUGCACAGAAGUGUCUGGACUUGGUUGUUCAAGUGAAAAGAGGGUCAAAGCAGAAAAGCCUAGCCAUGAUGCUACUGAUAGCUCCCAGAAGUCUUCUAAAACUGAAGCAGUUUCGUUGCUAAUUGUGGAGGACGGUGUCUCGAGGAGCCCUGUAAAAAAAGAGGGACUCGUUUUAGAUGUCUUUGAUAAAAAUCAAGGAGCAUUUCCAGAAUUAUCAAAGUCAAAGGCUCUCGCUGAUGAUGUGGAUAAUGCUGGUCUAGAGCUUAAUAGUUCUGGGACCACGAAGGAUGCAGGGACUGCCGUGCCAUUGAUCUCUGGUUAUUCUGAUGAUAGAACAGAAUCAGAUAUUGAUAAUCAUAAUGGGGUUUUGAGAAGUCAUCCUUCUGAUAUGGAUGUGGACUUGCUCUGUACCGAGCAAGUAUUCUCUCCUGACCGUGAAUGUGAAGACUCCAAACUGAAUGAGGGUGCUGCAACUAGUCCCCAUCUCCAUGAACAUGAGGUUCAAGAUAAUGACAAGAGUCUCGAAACAGUCAACGGUAGUCAGCUCGUGAAAAAUGAAGAGUUAAUGGAAAAUCAAUGUAAUAACAAACUCAAGUGUGAGGGUUCAGAAAAUUCCGUUGAGGUGCAGAAAACCUUUUCAGACUCUAAACAAGUUACAAGAGUUGCAGGCGAGAUUUCAAAAUUGAGUGGGGAAAUCCUGCCUCCACCAGCCAGUCAUCAUAAAACAGUGUCUGUUAAAAAGUCGUCGAGCUCUUCAACCAUUGUCAUCUCCAGAUCGUGUCUUUCUGAUAAAAAUAGGGCUGGAAAUUCUCAGAAUCCUAGUUCCAUUGGCAAACGAGUGUUUUCAAAUUUUAGUAUGGGUACUAAGAAGGAAAAUUCACCUCUUGGUCAGGUAAAAGAUGAAGAUAAACAUGAAAAAACAAAAAACAUGCUAAAAGAUCAUUCAAAAUCCUCUACCAAUGCUGUGUUGAAGGCAUCACAGCCAAGCAAGCCUGUGACAAGUCCUAGUCCAAAAAAUCAUACUUCUCUUGGAAAGGAUUCGUCAAGGCAUCCAUUUUCAAAGAAGUCUUCCGUGGAGGGUGCCUUGCUUUCUCCAGGUAUUGAUGAGCCCGCUGGGUCACUGCAGACUCAACAUGCUUUAACUGGCCAAAGUAAAAAUGCUGCUUCUGCUGGACAACAUAGAGGGGAAAAAGUCCUUCAGCCGAACUUACAGUCGUCAUCGAAGUCAACACAAUCGUCCUUGGGGCACCCGCCACCUUCGCCAAGUGCUCCUCCCGGAUUGAGCGAUGAAGAGCUUGCUUUGCUAUUACACCAGGAACUUAACAGUUCCCCAAGAGUUCCUCGAGUACCCCGUGUACGUCAUGCCGGGAGUUUACCUCAAUUAGCUUCUGCCUCUGCGACGAGCAUGUUUAUCAAGCGUAAUACUACUAGUUCUGGAGGGAAAGAUCAGCAAACAUUUUCAAGAAGAAAGAAGAAAGACGGAUCUCGCAAUUCCCGUGAACAAGAUAUUGAAGCUAGGAAGGUAGAGAGGGAACCUUCCUCUCCUGAUUCAGUAAAAACAUCUGAUUCCGCUAGGAAAAGCGUCGAUGACGUCUCCACCUCAGCAGCGAAUAGUGGUCCAUCCUCCACUGAUGCUAACGAGCGAAAAUCAUCAUCUACCCGUGAUUCGCCAGUUAAUAAGCCUGAAGAUGAUGCAGGGACUAAUAAGGGACUUCCUCUAAUCCAUCGAACUCUACCAGGAUUGAUUGCUGAAAUUAUGGGCGCGGGCAGGCGUAUGACAUACGAAGAAUUAUGCAACGCUGUCCUGCCGCAUUGGCAGAACUUGAGAAAGCACAAUGGCGAGAGGUAUGCCUACUCCAGUCAUUCUCAAGCUGUACUCGAUUGUUUGAGGAACCGGUCUGAAUGGGCACGGCUAGUUGAUCGUGGUCCAAAGACGAAUGCUAGUAGAAAGAAACGGAAGGUUGAUGUUGAGCCUCCUAAUACUGAAUCAGAGGAUGGUGAUGACAGAAGUGUAAGGGAAAGGGAUGAUAAAAGCAAGAGCUUUGAUUCAAAUAAAGAGGAGUUUCCAAAGGGAAGGAGAAAAGCUCGGAAGCGUAGGAGAUUAGCCUUGCGAGAAAGAGGGGUUAAUAAGAAAAGAACGAAAAAGGGGGCACUACUUUCUGAUGACUCAGCCGCCACAUUGUCUAAUUCCAGUGAAGACAAUAAUGUUUCUAGUGACGAUGACAGUCAAGGAAGUGGUAAAAGUGAAGCCUCUGCUAGUUCAGCUGAUAUUGUUGCUGGCUCCUAACUCUGAACCAUGUCAAGACUAUAGUCAACAAUGAGAGGGUUAUUUUCGUCAUUUCUCAGAAGUUGAACCUAAAUCUUCUCUGAAUGGAUGCUGUUAUCCUGUUAUGUGUUAAAAGUGUUGCCUUCAAGUUCUGAGGAAUGGGGGUCUGCUUUCUUCUCCAACAUGAGGCAAUGGUUCCAUUUUGACUAUAGAGAAAAAGAAGGGUUUGUGUAAAUAAAACUAGUAUUCCUCUUUUCUCUUUUGUUGGAGGGUUGGGGAUUUGAGAGAUGAGGCUGAGAAAUUACACUAGUUAAUUGACCAUUGUUGUAAAUUGUAAAGUCCUGUAAAAUUCAAUUUUCGCGUCUAUAUUAUUAAAGCGGAGUGGUGAGGGAUGUGUGGGCUUUAAAACCUCAAUCCUCACCUCUCCUGCAAAGUUAUUUAAGGAAA
Molecule: messenger RNA, 4221 nt
Organism: Spinacia oleracea (spinach)
Lineage: Eukaryota; Viridiplantae; Streptophyta; Magnoliopsida; Caryophyllales; Amaranthaceae
Exons: 8
Coding region: 415-3795 (1126 amino acids)
Cellular component (GO): nucleus
Source: RefSeq, a predicted model, not a curated record